CGUGGGGCAAACGCUCUUACUGGGUUGGAGAAAUGGCCUCAGAUAAUAAGACCGUCGCUGCCCUGGGUCGACCUUUCACCCUGGGAAUGCUCUAUGAUGCUCGGACAGAUGAACUGAUCCCAGGUUUGACAAUGUGGGAUGAUAAAACUCUACAAGACAAGAUAACUGAAAGCUCUCAACACUCCAGUGCAUUUGACAUGGCUGCGUCUGACUCCACUGAAUCCAAGUGCACUCUGCUGGAUGUUGAAGCUUCUCUGAAGGUCAGUUUCCUGGGUGGACUGAUUGAAGUUGAAGGAUCUGCCAAGUAUCUGAAUGAUCAGAAGAAAUUCCACAAUCAGAGCAGAGUGACACUUCAGUACAAAGCUACCACCAACUUCAAGCAGUUAAUGAUUGAUCAUCUAACCAUGGAGCCCCAACAGAUGGAUGUCAUUCAGAAGAGCUCAGCAACACAUGUAGUCACAGGCAUCCUUUAUGGGACAAAUGCUUUCUUUGUGUUUGACAGUGAGAAGUUAGAGGCCAGCAGCGUUCAGGACAUCCAGGGCAGCAUGCAAGCUGUAAUAAAGAAGAUUCCCUCAUUUGAUUUUGAGGGGAAAGUUAAGAUUCAGCUGACUGAUGAAGAAAAAGCCCUGACACAGAAAUUCUCCUGCAAAUUCUACGGAGACUUCAUUCUUGAAAGCAACCCUGCAACAUUUGAAGAGGCAGUGAAUACCUAUGUACAACUCCCAAAGCUACUGGGAGAAAAAGAAGAGAAGGCUGUUCCAGUGCACGUCUGGCUGAUGCCGCUGAAGAAUUUCAACCCCAAAGCGGUUGAGCUGAAGAAUGAGAUCACAGACAGAUCAGUAUGGAAGGCCCAGGAUAAUCUAGAAGAUUUAAGGGAAAUAGGAACAAGAUGCAACGAUUCUCUAGAAGACAAAGUGAUAGAGAAUUUUCCUGUGAUUCUUAAACAGUUGAGCACUUUCCAAAAAUUGUGUGGUUAUUAUGCAUUCAACCUCGAGCAGGAUUUGGCAAAGAAACUUCCCUCCAUCCGUGAAGGUAAAGAAGAUGAGAGCUCACUGAACCAACUCUUUGAAGACAGAGACAAGUCACCAUUCAGUCAUGAAAAACUAACCAAGUGGCUGGAUCUUAAAGAGAGAGAAAUCAACGUCAUCAGAUCCUGUGUAGAUACCAUGGAGGGAACAAAGAUCGUCCCAAAUCAGUCAGCACUGGACAGACAGGUUCUUGCUCCAGGUGUAGACGAUGCUCUGUGCUUUGUUUUCACUUCAGUGGAAAAGGGCGAUACCGACCUUGAUGUGAUGGCCGAUUACUUGAACUUCCCUAAAUUAGGAAGUACCAAUGAAGAUCCAUGGUACUACUCAGAUGAAGUUGUUACCAAAAUGAGAGAAAAAGCCAAAGCUUUCCAUCAAAUUGCCAACCCACUGAAGAACAACAGUCAAUUCUGUUUCCUCAUAGCAACCAUUGCAAACAAGAACCACACAGGAGCAACCGUCUACCAUUACAAGAACCACAUCCUGGUCAGUGAAGAUUUUUCAAAGCCUGUCCUCCCUCCUGUGGAGACCAUCACAGACAGAAGAGAUCUGAUCUGGUAUGCCUGUGAUCUCAACCUGGACCCCAACACUGCAAACUACCACCUCACUCUGUCUGAGAGAAACAAGAAGGCAACACAUGGAGCACGGCAGUCGUAUCCUGAUCGCCCAGAGAGGUUUGAUAAACAUCCUCAGGUGUUGUGCAAAGAGAGCUUAUCUGGGCAACAUUACUGGGAGUUUGAGUGGAAUGAUUCUUCUGAAGAAGCUAUUUAUGUUGCCAUUGCAUACAGUGAAAUUGAGAGAAAAUCAGGCCGUCCAGAUAGUCUAAUUGGAAGAAAUACCAUAUCAUGGGCUUUUGGCAAAAUUGCUGGAAGUAAGAUACACUCACUUAAAGCAUUUUAUAAUAAUCAGGUGGUGUGGAGCAGUCCUUAUCCCUCUGAUGACUGUAACAGAGUCGGGGUGUAUCUGGACUGGCCUGCCGGCACUCUGUCCUUCUACAGAGUCUCCUCUAACACACUGAGGCACUUCUACACCUUUCGCACCACAUUCACUGAGCCUGUUUACCCAGGAUUCAUGGUCUAUCAUGAACAAAACUAUGCAUACCUGUGUCCACUUGAAUAGGAGUAAUACUUCUCGGAUUCUUGGUCUGUAAAUGGGGAUAUGGGUUUACAUUUUAUCUUGAACAUGAUUCACAAAUUUAAACAAUGCAUUCAAACCCAGAGGGACCAGGAACAUUGAUGAUUUUAUCAAUAGGUGGCUGUUUGUGUGAUUUUCUGUCAAUAUGUUCAUGUUAAUUUGAUGCACAGCCUUCUUCUA
Perca flavescens (yellow perch) is the source of this 2339-nucleotide messenger RNA. Its product is annotated as neoverrucotoxin subunit alpha. Gene Ontology annotation, molecular function: protein binding. NCBI's taxonomy places the organism in Eukaryota, Metazoa, Chordata, Actinopteri, Perciformes, Percidae. The record is from RefSeq and is a predicted model, not a curated record. The transcript has 4 exons. Bases 33 to 2144 code for a protein of 703 amino acids.